CUGUGACAGUCACACAUGUGACAUGUCCUGCCAUUCAUUCUCCACGCUCAAGGCGUUCUCCGACCGAUAACGCGUCAUGGAAGCACAGUCAUGAGCAUUGCACUCCGAACCAGCGACGCAGCAUAGUACACUUUUACAACACGGCAGUAGCAUUUGUUUUUCGCCCGCACUGCGUAGCCGCCAGCCUUUCGCAGAAGGUUUUGAACACUUAAACUUCGAGGGGCCUUCGCUUAACUCCCGCAAGCUUUCUUCCCCCCCGCACUGCUCGUGAGUUGCUCUCUCCUGUUUUCAGCCCUCGCAGCGAACAGCUCAUGCCCCAGAGGUGCCCGGACAGACCCAGAUCCAGCUACAAUGAACAUCGAACACCAUAGUCGCAUUCCACGAACGGACCUGCCUUCAACAGGCCACCUCUUUGACCAUUCACCUCAAGGACACCCACAGCUACAGCUUAGGCGAUCAACAUCAUCGCAUAGCGCUUCUCCUUGGUCGCCACAAGAUCCAUCUUCGCAUCCAGCGGGGCAAUCUGCUUCACCAUCUGAGCACCCUCAUACAGCCCAGCGUGAUGAUGACCAGAUACCUCUUGGAAACCGUCCAUCGACCGCAGGGCUGUCGGUCACCCUCUCCUCCCUAUCAGUCGAAUCCUCCCUUCCCUCCCCCUUGGGUAUAUUUCCCCCAGAACAGGAUCAUCCCGAUGUUGGUUCGAUUCGGCCUGGACUUCAGCCCAUCCCUCAUCAGUUUGCAUAUCAACCUCCAUUCUUGUCGAGUACAUCUCCCGAUUGGGCUUCUAGUACUCGUUCCAAUUCUUCUUCCGAGCUCUAUUACGGGGCACCAGACCCUGCGACAAUUAGUGGUUCACAAGAUGAUAGGAUUGGCGCAUUCAACCUUGCGGCACCUCAAGGAGAUGUUUCAAACACAAAUGGUACACCCCUCGAGGCACCCCUCAGUCGGCGUGCUUCUCGCUCGCUCUCCAAUUCUCAACCCCAUGAACCGUGUCGUGACCUCCAUCAUCAACUUUCAUACUCUGGGCUGGUGCAGCCCGCAACUACCCACUUUCAUAGUGUUGACUCGGAUCCCAAAUCCUCGCGUCCAGAUCCACCUCACCACAUCGAAAGUACCGUUGAAGGAUCUGUCCUCCAUCGCACUCUGACUGGUAACGAAUCCCCCGCCCAAGCUGCCGCUGGGAAUCCCGGUGGGCUCAUGUGUGACUCUUUUAUCACACCUCCUGAGCAUAAGGUCGAGCAGAAGAGUCCCAAGAUUGGGUGUCUGCAUGUGCCUAACCCAGAAUUGUCGAAACCGGCAAUAAUCACUAGGGGGCAGACAUCCAAUUUCGUCAGCAAACUUUACCUGUGCGUACAUUGGCCCAUUUUUUCAUAGUUAAAUUGAGAGUGCAUUCAUAAUUCCCGUAUCGAGUAGGAUGAUCAAUGACCCUCAAUCUGCUUGCUACAUCCAGUGGACACCACUCGGGAUCAGGUGAAUCAUUGGCUCUUCCAAACACUGGAACACGUAACUCAUGUCGGCGUCUUUCACAAGUUUCGUCGUGUCAAAUGUAGGGGAGUUCAGUAAUGAGAUCCUGGGCUCUCAUUUUAAGCACAGUAAUGCAAGUCUUGUCUUCGUUAUAUUCACCUGCCCCUAAGCUAAUUGCUGAGCCUGCUCACCACCCAUUUUCAAGUUCUCCAGCUUCGUUCGUCAGUUAAAUAUGUAUGGGUUCCAUAAGUCCAACAGGGUUCGUCGGCACAAUUUUUUUUCCCAUCGC
Cantharellus anzutake is the source of this 1753-nucleotide messenger RNA. RefSeq lists its product as uncharacterized. The record is from RefSeq and is a predicted model, not a curated record. Bases 352 to 1374 code for a protein of 340 amino acids. The transcript has a single exon. Lineage: Eukaryota; Fungi; Basidiomycota; Agaricomycetes; Cantharellales; Hydnaceae.